UUAUAGCCUGCUUUACUACUUCUGCUUCUGCUGCAAAGUGCUUCAAUAAAUUAUUAAAAAAGUACAGAGCGCGUAAUCCUUCCGUGCUGACUGACUAUCCCUAUUCAGCGUUAGCUGAGGAGAAUGCAAUCGAGAUGAAGUGGUGACGCAAAUGCCAUUUUUAAAAAUCACAAAUGUAUGAAUUUGUGCGAUUACAGUAAAUGACAAGCCGAGGGGGACGAAUGUAAGUCAUGGGUGACCGUUUUCACAGCAAGCAAGGAGCAAGUCUUUUCAUGCUCUGUCGUCCCUUUGAGCCCAGAGAGUCGAGUCAAAGACACCAGAUCGCUGAAAAGAGCCGCAAUACCCCUCGUUGCAACGAACGAAGUGGUUGGGAGGGGACUUUCCUUUGCACGCCGCUGUGCAGCGCACAACGGAAGCAGUACACGCUCUUCACCCGCAGGGGGCAGCAGCACGGGCCAACUAUUAGCCGAGGCUAUCGAAGCCUUGCACAGAAAUCAGCGCUCUCUCCAAGGAAACAAAACAAUAUAGAAUCUGGUUUACGGCGUGCCUCAAGCCCGGAGCCUCUCUCCAUACUACAACGCGCUUUCCCGUGGAAUGAGCAUUCCAUGCAGCAUCCUAGGUAUGAAUGACGUGGCCUGGCAGGAGACAAGAGGUGGGAUGCUGCAUGCAAAUGGCGCUCCUGAGGCCGGAGGGGUCAGGGUUCACGGUGGAGGGCCCCUAGCCGCGGUGGCGGGCCAGGCUACAGGGGGCCCCCAUUUACAGGGCAUGGAUCGGACGGGCAACCCCACGCCGGGAACACCGCAGCCGCCGUUGAGCGGUCGUUCGCAGGACGACGCCACGGUCGGCUACUUCUUCCAGAGGCAGGCCGGGGAGCAGCUGGCAGGUUGCGCGCCGGGCAAGCAUCGCUGGCCCACCGGGGACCCCAAUCAUGUUGAUCAGGUCCGCGCUGUGGAUGAAAUGAACUAUGACUUUCAAGCUCUGGCUUUGGAGUCCAGAGGAAUGGGAGAGAUUUUGCCGGCGAAAAAGCUCUGGGACUCUGAUGAACUGGCCAAGGAUGGAAGAAAAGGAAUGCUUCUUGGAGAGGAGUGGAGGGACAAUGCCUGGGGGUCAUCACACCAUUCAGUCUCCCAACCAAUUAUGGUCCAGCGACGGCCGGGUCAGGGUUUCCACGGCAACGGCGACGCCAACUCGGUGCUCUCGCCCCGCUCGGAGGGCGGAGGUUUGGGUGUGAGCAUGGUGGAGUACGUGCUGAGCUCGUCUCCCGGCGACAAGAUGGACGGCCGUUACCGGAACGGCGGCUACGGCGGAGGCGAUACAGACCAGGACGGGAGAGAGAAGAAUGAUGGCCCCGAGAAAGUCUCUCCGUUUGAGGAAGACAAGAGCCCUGAGAUGAAGGUGGGGGACGACGGCGAUUCCGCGAAAGCCAAUGGAAGAAGUUUACUGAACGGCAUGGACAGAGACUGCAAAGACUUCAAUCCAACUCCAGGAAGCCGUCAAGCUUCUCCAACUGAAUCUGUGGAGAGGAUGGGCCCGAACCAGACCGGAUUGGAGAUGAUGACCCAACAUCACGUCCACGCUCACGCCCAUGCUCACGCCCACGCCCAUGCUCACGCCCACGCCCAUGCUCACGCCCAUGCGCACGCUCACGCCCACGCGCACGCUCACGCUCUCCAACAACAGAACCACAGCAAGGGCCCAGUGGAGGACUUUCAGAACCAGGAAGGCCAGAACAUGGGUGGCAUGGAACAACAAGCCGGUGUCGAAUCCCUCCAGUUUGAAUAUGCAGGGAACCAGAUUCAAGUGGACUCCUCCGGAACCCCGGUGGGGUUGUUUGACUACAGCUCGCAGCAGCAGUUAUUCCAGCGGUCAAAUACCCUCACGGUCCAGCAGCUCACAGCAGCCCAGCAGCAACAAUAUGCCCUGGCAGCGGCUCAACAGCAGCACCUUGCUGGCCUCGCUCCCGCGUUUGUGCCAAACCCUUACAUCAUCAACGCCGCACCCCCUGGAGCUGAUCCAUACACGGCAGCGGGGCUGGCGGCAGCAGCGACUCUUGCAGGGCCCACGGUGGUUCCACCGCAAUAUUAUGGCGUUCCUUGGGGUGUGUACCCGGCCAACCUUUUUCAGCAACAGGCCGCAUCUACUGCCAAUCACUCUGCGAAUCAGCAAGCAUCCAAUCAGGGACCAGGGCCGGGCCAACCUCAGGUAAUGCGCACGGGAAACAACCAGCGUCCUCUUACGCCCGGUCAAGGUCAACAAAGUCAGCAGGAAUCUCUGGCUGCAGCGGCUGCCGCCGCAAACCCCGCACUGGCGUAUGCCGGAAUGCCCGGUUAUCAGGUGUUGGCCCCCGCAGCUUAUUACGACCAGACCGGCGCACUGGUGAUGGGUCCAAGUGCUCGAACCGGCCUCGGCGGGCCAGUUCGUUUAGUCCAAACGCCUCUCCUCAUCAACCCCGCAGCAGCCCAGGCUGCCGCUGCGGCGUCCGCGUCCGGUUCCGGUAACAACAUGCCAGGCCCUCCGGCCAACGGCAUGUACCGCUCCAUGCCUCAACCGCAGCCUCAGCCGCAGCAGCAGCAGGCUCCCCCUCAGAGCAGCGGCCUGCAGUCCAGUUCCUUCUACGGCUCCGGCUCUGUCCCCAACACCUCUCAGAGCAGCUCGCUUUUCUCGCACACAUCGGCUCCGCCGCCGCCGCAGAGCUCCUCGUUGGGCUUCAGCAGCACCGGCAGCUCGCUCGGCGUGGGUCUGGCGUCUGCCCUCGGAGGAUUCGGCUCGUCGGUGUCGAGCUCAACGAGUAGCAGCGUGUCUCGCAGGGACUCCCUGUUGACGAGCUCGGAUCUUUACAAGCGCGGAAGCAGCAGUUUAACUCCCAUCGGCCAGCCCUUUUACAACAGCCUGGGUUACUCCUCCUCACCCAGCCCCAUCGGACUCACCCCCGGCCACUCGCCUCUCACUCCCCCGCCUUCUCUUCCCUCCUCUCACGGGUCCUCCUCCAGCCUUCACCUCGGUGGCUUGACAAAUGGCAGUGGGCGUUACAUCUCCGCAGCACCCGGAGCCGAGGCCAAGUACCGCAGCGCCGGCGGCACCUCGAGCCUAUUUAAUUCCAGCAGCCAGCUCUUCCCACCGUCUCGGCCUCGCUACAGCCGCUCGGACGUGAUGCCGUCCGGCCGCAGCCGCCUCCUGGAAGACUUCAGGAACAACCGCUUUCCAAACCUUCAACUCCGAGACCUGCCUGGACACAUGGUGGAGUUCUCGCAAGACCAGCACGGAUCCAGAUUCAUCCAGCAGAAACUGGAGAGGGCCAGUCCCGCCGAGAGACAGAUGGUUUUCGGAGAGAUCCUACAAGCAGCAUACCAGCUGAUGACAGAUGUGUUUGGCAACUAUGUCAUCCAGAAAUUCUUUGAGUUUGGAAGCGCGGACCAGAAGCUGGCGUUGGCAACUCGGAUCCGCGGCCAUGUCCUUCCCUUGGCUUUACAGAUGUACGGCUGCAGGGUCAUUCAGAAAGCCUUAGAGUCCAUUUCUUCAGACCAGCAGGUAAUUAGUGACAUCGUUCGUGAGCUGGACGGCCAUGUUUUAAAGUGCGUGAAGGACCAGAAUGGUAACCAUGUGGUGCAAAAGUGCAUCGAGUGUGUCCAGCCGCAAGCUCUGCAGUUCAUUAUAGACGCCUUCCAAGGCCAGGUGUUUGUCCUCUCCACGCACCCUUACGGCUGCCGAGUCAUCCAAAGGAUUUUGGAGCACUGCACCCAGGAGCAGACUUUGCCAAUACUGGAAGAGUUGCAUCAGCACUCUGAGCAACUGGGUCAGAAAUAUCAAGGCGUAUCAUUGGAGAUGACACCCAAAACAUAUUAUACAGUGUCCCGUGAUGCACUGUUCAAGGAUCAGUAUGGUAACUACGUCAUUCAGCAUGUCUUGGAGCACGGCAGACCGGAAGACAAGAGCAAGAUCGUUGCGGAAGUGCGUGGGAAAGUCCUUCUGCUGAGCCAACAUAAAUUUGCAAGCAACGUUGUGGAAAAGUGCGUGAUCCACUCCUCGCGUGCCGAGAGAGCUCUGCUGAUCGACGAGGUGUGCUGCCAGAAGGACGGCCCCCACAGCGCCCUGUACACCAUGAUGAAGGACCAGUACGCCAACUACGUGGUCCAAAGAAUGAUCGACAUGGCCGAACCCGCCCAGCGGAAAAUCAUCAUGCACAAGAUCCGGCCUCACAUCGCCACCUUGCGCAAGUACACUUACGGAAAACACAUUUUGGCCAAACUGGAAAAGUAUUACAUGAAGAGUGGCUCCGAGUUGGGUCCAAUCGGCGGCCCCACAAACGGCCUCAUGUAGUCAAAGACGACAUUAUGGACCCCCGCCCCCCAAGUAUAUUAAGAUCUCCUUUUUGGGGGGAGGGGGGUUAAAAAAGUCAAUUUCACCCUAAACAGCUGUGACAACUGACACCUGCUAUUGUGCUGCCACAGGUGAGGUACCAUUUGACCCCCCCCCACCCCCACCCCACCCGCCAUGACCGGCAUAAGUGAGCUAGCUUUAUUUGUUGGGUAAAGCACAAGGCCGUUAAUUAUGUAACCGAUGUAUUUGACUGGUUUUCAUUUUGUACAUUUGUUUUUUUACCUUGUAAAUUCUUUGUAGAGGAAAAAAAACCCAACAUACAUUUGCCGAAACUUCUUACAAUUCACAACCAGCAAGUGACCUACUAAAAGCUAAAACAGAGUGACAACAUUCCCUUUGGUUUUUCAAACCGACUUGUGCAAGUCCGGGAAAUUGCAUAUUUACGUUUGACCCCGUGUCAAAGUCGAAACAAUAGUAACCCCCCUCCCCCAAUGCCAAAGCUGCUGAUUCCAAACAGCCUCGUCGCCCUGGGUCUUUUGAGAAAAUCCCUUUUGUGCUUGCUUGAAAUUAGUCGGGCUGACGUUGGAGAACAAAUCGUUAGUGGCUUUAUAUUUAAAUGGGGCCUUUUUUUCCCCCCCUGCCUUGCCCUCCCACUCUGACCUCCCUUGAGCGAUUGAAUCGGUCAGCAGCUUGGAUGUCUGUUGUUUUUUUUGGGGGGGGGGGUGUACCCAAAGAGACUACCUGAGCCCAAACUUGCAUUUAUCACAUGAUGUAACAGGUACUAACAAGAGAAGGUAUUAAAUGAGAGAGGGGCUUCGGUUUUGAAACGAAACUUACCAGAGCGACGAUUAUUUAACAUCGUACCGUUGUCAGGUUGAAUUUUCGUUUGAGCUCACCUCUUGAUCCUUUUUAGUGUCUUGGAGUAGAAAAUGAAUAUUGCGCUGAGCUAACUUUUAUGUACUAAAUAAUCAUCUCUAUCUUAAAAAAAAAGUAGUUUUAGUGUAGCAUCUUUUUGUGUGAUUCUUAAUUGUUGCUUUCCGGUCGCUGUUGAUGGACGAAUCCCCUCGCACCCCCAACCACAUAAGACUCAACAUUUUUAAAAGUGGGGGGGCUUUUUCCCCCAGCAUUGUAAAUGAGAUGGAAUUAUUACUGGGACUUGGAAGAAGGGAUUUUUAAGUCAGAUUUUUAAAUGCGCCAAUGUUUUGUAUUUUUCAACUCUUUGGAUUGGAUGCCGGUGGGGGCCCAUCUCAAAUCUAUCCAACUGUCCUGUAAUAAUUGUAGUGAUGGCUUUUUUGGAUUGUAGAAUAUAUGUAGUAUAUGUGCAGUUGGUAAUUGUAAGAUUAUUAUUAUUAGUUAAAGUGAGAAAAAAAUGUCUUGUGUUUAACAGGCCUUGCAAACUUGUAGUGAUGCUUUUAUUCUCCCUGUACAGUUGUACAUUUGUAACUGUUUAUGCUGUAAAUGGGAUGUCUUCUACAUUUUAGGGGGGGGGGGAGAAAAAGGCAAACAAGCGUGUGCAUUUUGGCGUGUGUAUAUUCAUCACUCCUUUACACCCCCCUUUUGAAUAUUCUGUACACAGUUUUAUUUGAGCAAGUGUUAUUUUAAAGAGAAAAAAAAUGACUAAUGUUUCAGGCUUCAUAAUCUGGCAUGUAAUUUUUGUUUUUAAAUCUAUGGGAAAAGGCCAGCCUCUUAUUUGUACUGGAGCUGCUGUAAACAUCCACUGUUGAUAGUCUUUCUGAUGUGUGACACUUUUCAAAGAAAAAAAAAAGGAUUUUUAAAACAAAACAAACACACAAAAAAUCCUCAAAAUCAGAGGCUGCCUUUUAGUUGUCUGCUGACCUCACAGGAUAUGGCAAAUAUUUUUGUACAGAAAAAGGCUGUAUUUUGAAACGGCUACUACCUUGUAAGCAAAAAAAAAGCAUUGUAAAAUAUUGUCAAUUAUAUAAAUAUGAACAUAUGAGUUUUGUCACACUGUCAAAGUCAUGUACAUUUUCAGGUGGCCUUAUGUACAUUUCCAGCUGUUAGAUGAAGAAAAACAAACUUUUUUUGGAGGCAGAAUUGUGACUGUAUGAUUAAACUGUUCUUCUAACAUUUGAA
Molecule: messenger RNA, 6411 nt
Organism: Hippocampus zosterae (dwarf seahorse)
Lineage: Eukaryota; Metazoa; Chordata; Actinopteri; Syngnathiformes; Syngnathidae
Gene: pum2
Product: pumilio RNA-binding family member 2
Exons: 23
Coding region: 595-4317 (1240 amino acids)
Biological process (GO): regulation of mRNA stability; miRNA processing
Cellular component (GO): cytoplasm; cytosol
Molecular function (GO): mRNA 3'-UTR binding
Source: RefSeq, a predicted model, not a curated record